AUGAACGAAGACAACGCCCGUUUCUGCCUGCUGGCCGGGCUCAUCCUGCUCUACCUGCUCUGUGGAGCAGCUAUCUUCUCGGCCUUGGAGCAUCCCUUCGAGCUGCGUGCCCGCCAUCUCUGGAAGCAGCAGCUGGACAAUUUCACCAAGCAGUACAGGGUCAACCUGGGAGCCCUACAUACUCUGCUGCGUCAGUAUGAGGAGGCAAAUGGAGCCGGCAUCAGAGUGGACACUUUGAGGCCCCGAUGGGACUUCUCAGGUGCUUUCUACUUUGUGGGCACGGUGGUCUCCACUAUCGGUUUUGGCAUGACCACUCCAGCCACCAUAGCCGGAAAGAUAUUCUUAAUCUUCUAUGGUCUCAUCGGCUGCGCUGCCACCAUCCUCUUCUUCAACCUCUUCCUGGAGAGGAUCAUCACCAUGCUUGCUUACAUCAUGCGCUGGUGCCACGAACGCCGGCUGAGGUGUGCUGGGGUGGGGGCGAUAUCAGGUCGGGAGGAGCCACGUGAGGAUGACAGUCUGGAAGGGUGGAAGCCUUCAGUCUACUAUGUGAUGCUGAUCCUUGGGGUGGCAUCCGUGGUGAUCGCAUGCAGCGCCUCCACCCUCUACUGCUCCAUGGAGGACUGGAGCUACGUGGAUUCCCUCUACUUUUGCUUUGUGGCCUUCAGCACCAUCGGCUUCGGGGACCUCGUGAGCAGCCAGAGACAGCAGUAUGAGGCUCAGGAGGCAUACCGGCUUGGGAACUGCCUUUUCAUCCUCAUGGGAGUAUGUUGCAUCUACUCACUUUUCAACGUUAUCUCUAUUAUCAUCAAGCAAACUCUCAACUGGAUCCUGGGGAAGCUGGUCUGCCCCAGCAAACACCCCAACAGGAGGCUUCGACCUGCGCAGCUCGGCCGGCGGCGCUUCAAAUGCAACACCGUGCAGCCCAUCUCUUCCCACUGCCCCACAGGAAAAAAUCACUACGCAGAUGGCUCGGUGGAGACGGUGUAUGACAGUGAGACAGAUGCUGGUCCAGUGGCGGAUGGGGUCUAUGGGGGCCGACGUCUGUCAGGAGAGAUGAUCUCUGUCAAUGAAUUCAUGGUGUCCAAUAAGGUGUCUCUGGCACUGCUGCAGAAACAACUGAGUGAAACAGCUCACCAAGGACCACAGCAGAGCUAUGGCCACCAAAAUGGUUUCUCUGGGGGUGUGGGUGCAUUGGGCAUCAUGAAUAAUCGCCUGCAGGAAACCAGUGUGGACAGGUAG
Messenger RNA from Myripristis murdjan (pinecone soldierfish), 1239 nucleotides. It is a transcript of the gene kcnk12l, whose product is annotated as potassium channel, subfamily K, member 12 like. The record is from RefSeq and is a predicted model, not a curated record. Gene Ontology annotation, cellular component: plasma membrane. Bases 1 to 1239 code for a protein of 412 amino acids. NCBI's taxonomy places the organism in Eukaryota, Metazoa, Chordata, Actinopteri, Holocentriformes, Holocentridae. Gene Ontology annotation, biological process: stabilization of membrane potential; potassium ion transmembrane transport. The transcript has 3 exons. Gene Ontology annotation, molecular function: potassium ion leak channel activity; outward rectifier potassium channel activity.